Dentiscutata erythropus is the source of this 594-nucleotide messenger RNA. Lineage: Eukaryota; Fungi; Glomeromycota; Glomeromycetes; Diversisporales; Gigasporaceae. The record is from the annotation of a GenBank genome assembly.
AUGUCUCUUCCAGUAAACCAAAUAUCUAUCAUUGAUUUAGAUGAAAAUAACUCUUAUCAUGAUUUAUGUAAUGAUAUUUUUUCAGGUUAUCAAGUUCGAUUAGAUAUCAAUGCAAACCACCCAAGAGCACCUACUUUAGCAUCUGCGUUCUCAUUAGAAAUUCCUCAUCAACCUAUAUUUAACUUACCUUCUUUUCCCCCAUGGCAACCAUCAUGCUCUUUAAUUUCUCUCAAUCACCGUUUUCAAACUGAACUUUUGUACAUGUUUCCAUGUGUUCCCUAUUCACAUUGUUUAAUUCUCAUGUAUCCAUUUCAAGCAAGAUGGGUUUCUCAUGAUAUUAAUAUAGAUUAUGAUCUCAGCCGGGCUUUUCCUCAUUUAUCCCUUACUAAACAUUCUGCUAAAGAAGAAUAUAUUGCUCAACAAAUUGACAAAAUAAUAAAUAACAUGCAGUGGGAUAUCGCUGCUAUUAUAAGUAAUCAACUUAACACAUUAAUGUGUUCUCCUCCCUCAAUUUCAUCACUCCAUACUAAAAACACAAGCAGACCAAUAUGCAGCAUUCAAUCUAUUAACCUCAGCAUGGGGUCGUGUAAGUGA